Molecule: messenger RNA, 1569 nt
Organism: Penicillium canescens
Lineage: Eukaryota; Fungi; Ascomycota; Eurotiomycetes; Eurotiales; Aspergillaceae
Exons: 1
Coding region: 1-1569 (522 amino acids)
Molecular function (GO): nucleic acid binding
Source: RefSeq, a predicted model, not a curated record
AUGACUGAAACGACCAGACUGCAUAUCACACCUCUCACCCCGGAUAUUCUUCCUUCUGUGCUACCAGCAUCCAUUCGUAGCUUGGCCACGGAAAUCUCCUUCCACGAAAUCCCUACCUUUCCCGAGAACAACUACGGAUACGUCACUCUACCGACCAUGGAGGCCGACAAGAUCAAGAAGAAGUUGAACGGCUCGAUUCUCAAGGGCAAGAAGUUCAAGGUGGAGCCUGCCCGCCCUCAAAAGAGACACCGAGAGGAGGAAGAGGUGGUGCCUGAAGCCUCCAGCUCCAAAAAGAAGUCCAAAAAGUCGAAGAAGCAGGAACCGGAGGAUGGUGUGGUGGACGGCUUCGAGCUACCCGCCGACCGGAAAGUGAAGAGAGGCUGGACCGAAUCCAGCGAUGCCAAGCAGGAGAGACGGAAAAAGGAAAAGAAGGGCAAGAAGGACAAGGAGGAGAAAUUACAAUCCAAGUCCAAGUACACCGACAAGUCUGAAUGCCUGUUCCGAGCAACUGUUCCGCCCAACCGAGCAUCAAAUGCAGCUGCCGACGAUAAGAAAGCCAAGAAGAAGAAAUCCUCCAAAGAGACUGUUGUUCAUGAGUUUGCGAAGACAGUGACACAACCGAGCUUUUUGCGCACUGCGGAGGAAAGCACACCACUCACAGCCACGUUUGAAGAUGGCAAAGGCUGGGUGGAUGCUGAUGGUACUUUAAGAGAAACAGCCAACGACAAGAUCAAGAAGGAUAACUACCGACCAGGGCAAGUCCCAGGGACCAAGGAGAACCGCCGAGCUGUCAAGGACUCAGCCAGUGCCGACAAGAAAAAGCAUUCGCGGAAAGAGAAGACCCCGGAGGAAUCCUCAGAGUCUGAAGAUUAUACCUCAUCAAGUGGCUCAUCUUCGGAUGAGAGCAGUGACUCGGACAGCGAGGAUGAAUCGAGCUCCGAGGACGCAGACGAGUCUGUCCAGGAAGAGGAUACCAAACCGCAAGCCAUCACGGAGAAAGAGAAGUCUCCAGAAGCCGCUGAUUUCGACGCGAAGAUGCUGGAAACAUCGGACUCGGAUGAGGUAGCCAGCGAGGCUGCGAAAGAAGUGGAACAGGAUCCAACCGCAAAGGAAGUCCAUCCACUGGAGGCUCUCUUCAAGCGGGCGCCCCCGACAGCAGCCGAGGCGCAACCAGCCCCGAAGGCAGAUGCUGGAUUCAGUUUCUUUGGUAACGACAUCGAAUCAGAAAAUGAGUCUCAACCCGCUGAGCCCCAAACACCCUUCACGCCAUUCACAAAGCACGAUCUGCAAGACCGGCGCCAGCGCAGCGCAGCUCCUACUCCUGACACCACAGCUGCCACCAAGCAGAUGAAAUGGAACGAGGAGGACGAUUCCGAGGAUUCAUCCAUUGAUAGCCCAGUGAAGCCUCGGACAGACGCUGGCGCAACCAAAGAUGAGACCGAAUUCACCAAGUGGUUCUGGGAGAAUCGGGGUGACAACAACCGCGCCUGGAAGAAGAGAAGACGCGAUGCUGCCAAGGAACAGAGACAGAGAGAUAACCGCAAGAAGGGACUCAAGGGCAAGUCAUGA